Molecule: messenger RNA, 720 nt
Organism: Penicillium brevicompactum
Lineage: Eukaryota; Fungi; Ascomycota; Eurotiomycetes; Eurotiales; Aspergillaceae
Exons: 1
Coding region: 1-720 (239 amino acids)
Source: RefSeq, a predicted model, not a curated record
AUGACUUGCAAUACCAAUCUUGCAACUCGGCCCAAGCCAUACGAUUUGAGCAACCAACCUAAUAUCUUCAACUAUGAACUCCAAUCCAGAGACUUCGAUAUCCCCGCUGAUAUUCGGGUUCCUCGAAAGGUGCGAGAGGCCGUGUGGGGGCUUGAGAGCCAAGCUGAAGAUGCCAUCUUGUCCAUGAAGAAGCUGACGAAGCGCCGCGACGACCGGUUCUUCGCCCUGUGUCCCCGUGACGUAGAGCAGUUUGAUCAGCAUGCACUUUCUUUGGAGCACCUCCUACAGUGGAAAGCGGAUUGGAAUACCCUCGACCCUACCCUCUCAACCUCUGCCAAGGUUCCCAUCGAUGCCAUCUACAUCUUUGCCGACGAGGAUGCCUACAAUAAGACCCGCUUGGAGCACAAGCAGAUGGUCGAAGCUUACCUCGAGGGCAAGUUCCAUGUCUGGCUGAGUGAGUGCAGGGCCAUCAAUGUUCUCGCCCACCACACGAUGUCCAACCCUCGCAGCCUCCUAAACAACAACCCUCAUGUCUACUCAAAUUUUUGCAAAUGGUACCAAAUCACCUUCUCCGGCGCCAUGGGGGAGUGGGAGGCCUACCGGACAGGCCUAUAUCUACCAACCUUCGAGCAGACUGUGAGUGAUCUCCGCAGCAUGAUCAACGACCGCGUCGAGGGUGGGGCGGGCUUCGCCCGAUCACUCUCCAGCAGCCCGGAGUGA